UGGAAGUCCAGUGAGGAUGGACUCUCGGCAAAUCCUGCAGCUUUUGAUCGUUUUGUCGGGAUUAAACGGAGCCUGUGACGCUCUGUUCUGUAACUGCACCUUACCACACUGUGAAAAGAAUGGUUUUAGGUGCGAGACAAAUGGGGCAUGUGUGGCCUCCACAUCUAUCAUUGAUGGAGAGGAGCAGCAUGUGCGGCUCUGCAUUCAAAAAGAUAAACUGGUUCCUCCAGGUCAGCCGUUUUACUGCCUCAGUGCUGAAGGACUGAUGAACACACACUGCUGUUAUACAGAUUACUGCAACAGCAUUGUCCUCAGACUACAAACCGGCCAGGAUUGGGGUCCAGUGGAGCUCACAGCAGUAGUGGCAGGUCCACUGUUUGUGCUGUGUGUUCUGGUUCUGCUGGGGAUGUUCCUCUUCCAGCACAACCAAAGGGCUUACAGUCACCGACAGAGACUGGAGGUGGAGGAUCCCAGCACUGAACACAUGUUUCUGGCCAAGGACAAGACCUUACAUGACCUCAUCUAUGACCUCUCCACUUCUGGAUCUGGGUCCGGUCUGCCUCUAUUUGUCCAAAGAACAGUUGCUCGUACUAUAGUACUGCAGGAGAUCAUCGGUAAAGGUCGGUUUGGGGAGGUGUGGAGGGGUAAGUGGAGAGGAGGAGAUGUUGCAGUUAAGAUCUUCUCCUCUCGUGAAGAACGCUCCUGGUUUCGUGAAGCUGAAAUCUAUCAGACCAUCAUGCUUCGACAUGAGAAUAUUCUGGGCUUCAUUGCAGCAGACAACAAAGAUAAUGGCACAUGGACUCAGUUGUGGCUGGUGUCAGACUAUCAUGAGAACGGUUCUCUGUUUGACUAUCUGAACCGAUUUUCAGUCACCAUUGAAGGCAUGAUUAAACUGGCACUGUCAGCUGCCAGUGGACUGGCACACCUGCACAUGGAGAUUUUGGGCACUCAGGGUAAGCCUGGCAUCGCUCACCGUGACCUGAAAUCAAAAAAUAUCUUGGUGAAAAAAAACUGUACGUGUGCUAUCGCUGAUCUCGGCCUGGCAGUUCGUCACGAGUCUGUCACAGACACCAUCGACAUUGCACCCAACCAACGUGUUGGCACUAAGAGGUAUAUGGCACCUGAGGUUCUGGAAGAGAGCAUAAACAUGUGUCACUUUGACUCGUUUAAAUGCGCUGAUAUCUACGCCUUGGGACUCGUGUAUUGGGAGAUCACUCGCCGCUGCAAUGCUGGGGGUAUUCAUGAAGAGUACCAAUUGCCCUACUAUGACCUGGUGCCCUCUGACCCUUCUAUAGAGGAAAUGAGGAAGGUGGUGUGUGACCAGAGGUUACGACCCAACAUCCCCAACUGGUGGCAGAGCUAUGAGGCAUUGCGCGUGAUGGGGAAGAUCAUGCGAGAGUGUUGGUAUGCGAACGGUGCUGCCCGACUGACGGCUCUUCGUAUAAAAAAAACCCUAUCUCAACUCAGCGUGGACGAAGAUGUCAAAAUCUAAAUGAAAUGCUACCUUCUGUGACAGACUGUAACACUCCCAGGAAAGCAAAAGUGUACAGAAACACUACCACUCUAAACUAUCCUGCCAAUUUGAAAGAAAAGUAUUUCUGCCCACUAAGUUGUGACAGAGGCUACCUCAUCCCCACCGCCAAAUCUACUGAAUCCUAUGGUACCCUAAAGCCCUUUCUGCAACCGUCUCUUCCUUCUUUUCAUAUUCCAGUCUUUAUCCUCUGAAAUUAACUCCAAUAAAUACCCAAAACAAGUACUACUGACACAGCAAAUAACUAACCUUUGCUGAACACAUUUUUAACAUAACAUUUCUCUUUAAAUCCCCAAAGAUCACUUGUUUAAAAACAGGAAUUCUAGAAUGACUAGGUAUUGUUAGUAACCCUUUUAAUUUCUAGCCAACUGUUUGCUAAAGAUAUACAGCAAAAAUUAUUUUCUUAAUCAGUAUGUCUUUUUGUUUGUAAAAUAUCUAAACAUCCUUAAAACAAGAUAUUUUUAUGCGAGAAGCAGAAUUUAAUAUAUUAAUAUUUGAUUCAAAGAAUGAAUCUUGGCUGACUUUUUCUAUUUAUCGGGAAAUGUAUAUAUUUUUUAACAUCACAGCAUUUUGUUAGAUUUAUGCUGAAAACAGUUUUAAGCAACAGUUUUCCAAUGGGGUAAGAACAAAUAAAACACCGUCAAAAGUAUAUCUAACUUGGUCAAAGUACCAAAUGUAACUUUUGUUUGUACAUUUAUCUUGUUUUAUGGAAGUUUGAAUAUUUGUACUUCAAAAACAAGAAAAAAAGUACUGGUUAAAAAAAAAAUAUCAUAAGAAGAUUUGUGGUUUUGAUGCACUUUUGGUCUUAGAUCUGUCAAAAGCUAGCACACUACCUCGUUUAAGCAGUUUAGGCUCAAAUAUAGCUCUGUAAACUAUGUUGUGAAACCUGAUGCAGAUAGAUCACACUCCAGUUUGGUGGAGGACAUAACGGACAGUUUAGCUUGGUAAAUGGUGUGAAUUAGUGCAAGAAUGGCAGAUCAGACACAUUUAACCUGAUGGUACUGCUGGUUAAUGGUCUUGAGACAUGAUCAGUCAUUUUCUUUUAUUAGCACAAAAUAACCUUAUUUGCACAUUAUUAUGGUGGUUUUGUGAUAAUGAAGUGGAUUAUAGCCAUCUUGGUUUUGGAAUCGCAUACUGGCACACACGUCUAUACUUACUACUGAUUGGUACGGAGAUAUCUAUUUAUUUUAGCUUUUAGAUCGUUCAUAUUGUCCUUAUUUUUUUAUUGCCAUUCAAAUUUCAUCUCUGACUCCAUGGGCAACAACGCUACUGUACAUAGUAUAUUUUUAAAGUGUGGAAAUGUAAAUAACUUACCCUUUUUUUUCUUUUAAUUUACGAAUCCUUUGACUAAGCUAAUUUAAAGUGUUGGGUUCUUCACUUGAUGUUUUUACUUUCUGAGCAUUUGGCAAUCAGGUGUUAUGAAUGGUGGAAAUCGUAUGGGUCACAGGUUUGGUCCGUAAAGCCCAGUAAGAACUAUGUCAAGUACUGGAAAUGUUAUAUUGAAUUUUUGGUUUUCUUUAGCUAAAAGUGUUUUGCAUUUCACUGUAGCAGUAAAUUACACUAAAAUUGAUUGGACACUGAUAACGCACAUUUUAGCUGAGGACUAAUUGGAAAUUAUUUGUAGGGAAUUCUGAUAUUUAUUUACCCUCAAGUUGUUCCAAACCUGAAUUACUUGUAUUUCUUUCUUCAGUGAAACACACAAGAUGUUUAGCAGAAUGUCCACACUGCUCUUUUCCAUACAAACAAAAGCAGCUCUAAAAUGACCAAAAAAAAGCACUAUAAAUGUCAUACAACAUCUUUUAAGUGACGGGCAGACCAAUAAAGACUAAUAAAUUUUGUUUUCACCAAAGCGCUCAAAUUUAAUUCCCAGUUCAAAUUUGUCAUGAUCAUCAUAAAAUGUGCAAGAACCCCUGACAUCUUAGAUGUCAAACCUAUGAGAAUAUGUGCGAAUGAGAUUUGAGAACUGCAGCGGAGGGUAACAAGUGUGUAGAGCACUACAAAUAUGAAUUAAAAUUUUUGUCCCUUCUUUAAAAAAGCUCAAAUCUGGGUUACAGUGAGGCACUUACAAUGGAAGUCUAAGGGGCCAAUCCAUAAACCUUUAAAUACUCACGGUUUCAAAAGUAUAGCCACAAGAUGUAAACCAUAUAUGUGAUCUUACAAAAUAAAAACCCUUUUCUGUGUAAAGUUAUAUACCUAAAUAUGUAAAAACAACAAUUUAAACAACUCUACAGCUCAAAAUAAUUCACCAGUUUUAACAGAAUUAAUGGAAGUGCUUUUAUACAAUUUUAAGCUUUUAAAUAAUUUAUCAACAUUAUGUAAUCAACAUUAUGCCACAAAUGCUGUCGAUUGAGCUUAACUUGUUUUGAACCCAGAAUAUUCCUUUAAUGACUUGUUGGUCAUCGCAUAACUUCCGUGCAAUAGACUAUUUUCUAUUAUGAAAAGAACAAAUUAAUGUGAUUAUUUCUUAGU
Messenger RNA from Xyrauchen texanus (razorback sucker), 4000 nucleotides. Its product is annotated as activin receptor type-1B-like. Gene Ontology annotation, biological process: nervous system development; protein phosphorylation; activin receptor signaling pathway. The record is from RefSeq and is a predicted model, not a curated record. The coding region runs from base 17 to 1492 and encodes 491 amino acids. NCBI's taxonomy places the organism in Eukaryota, Metazoa, Chordata, Actinopteri, Cypriniformes, Catostomidae. The transcript has 9 exons. Gene Ontology annotation, cellular component: activin receptor complex; plasma membrane. Gene Ontology annotation, molecular function: ATP binding; activin receptor activity, type I; activin binding.